Molecule: messenger RNA, 1053 nt
Organism: Caenorhabditis briggsae
Lineage: Eukaryota; Metazoa; Nematoda; Chromadorea; Rhabditida; Rhabditidae
Exons: 10
Coding region: 1-1053 (350 amino acids)
Biological process (GO): superoxide anion generation
Cellular component (GO): nucleosome
Molecular function (GO): superoxide-generating NADPH oxidase activator activity; structural constituent of chromatin; DNA binding
Source: RefSeq, a predicted model, not a curated record
AUGGCUCGUACAAAGCAAACCGCGCGUAAGUCGACCGGAGGAAAGGCUCCAAGAGCGCAGCUGGCGAGCAAGGCUGCUCGCAAAGCAGAGAACAGAUUACGUAAAAACGAUUUAAAUCAACAUUCAUUUCAUAAAGAAUAUCCAUCUUAUCUACAACCGAAAACUAUGACAAGAGAAUUUUCAAAAUCGAAAAUAUGGACGACUCCGGAAAAUGGCGGCUGGGUGGAUAGUAUGCAAGUGGAACACUUUGAUCCAUAUACACCGGGACAGCUCACCAAAAACUUCACGGCUACUCUUAUCCAUGACUAUGUUUAUUUUAAGGCUAUUAAAUAUGAAAAUAGAAAACGCGCUCCAUUCCAGGUAGCCGAUGAGAUUAGUGUGACACGUGGCACGACAGUAAAAGCGCUCUACCGAGACGAUCAAUGGAUUUAUGUGCAAGUUUCGGAUGGAAGGAAAGGAUUCGUUCCACAGACAUACUGUAAAUUGUUGCUGAAUGCGCGAAAUUCGAAGAAAGAAGUUGUGGACAAGAAGAAAGUUGGAACUGCUGGAACAACAUUGGAUCGAAAAUGGGAGAAGUCGAACUUGCAGCGUUUCAUCGACAGUUUGCCAGUACAAAAAGAAGAGGGGGAGGUUUUCAAAAUGGACGAAAUCUGUGAAGCUCAAAUUCUGUCGAGCUUCGAUGCGUCCGCUCCAGAUGACAUCACCGUCAAAGAAGGGGAAAUUGUCACAAUUCUGAAUUUCUCAGAUCCCGAAUGGAUUUAUAUUCGAAAUUCUGAGAACCAAUCGGGAUUUGUGCCGGUGGCAAAUUUGAAAAUUCCAGAUGAGCAUCGCGAAAUUCAGAAUCGUGUGCCAAAGGAGAAGUGGGAAAACGAAAAUCUCCUCGUGGUCGAACCAUUCGCCGGUCGAUCACCUCUCGACCUGACCGUCCGUCCGGGUGAAUGGAUUCGUUGCACCGGCAAGCCAGUCGACGAUUGGCUAUGGGCGGUCCGGAUAGCCGAUGAGAAGCAGGGAUUCAUACCGAACAAAGUCGUCAUUCUAGCCACCGAUCUUUAA